Molecule: messenger RNA, 2628 nt
Organism: Geodia barretti
Lineage: Eukaryota; Metazoa; Porifera; Demospongiae; Tetractinellida; Geodiidae
Source: the annotation of a GenBank genome assembly
AGACGAACCUUUCUCAAGGAAUAUCGACCGCCAUCGUUUUACGUUCGUAGCACUGAUCUGAAAUUCGACCUUGAUCCAAACAAAACGACUGUAAGCUCGAAAAUUACAGUCAUCAGAACCAACUAUGCGGAAGCGAGUGACUUUUAUCUGAAUGGCAAUAAUCUGGAGUUGCUGUCUAUUCAGAUGAACCAGGAAGAGCUGCCUGAAUCCUGUUACAGAAUGGAUUCGCAGGGCAUCACCCUGAUCAGUCCUCCCAAUGAGUUUGAGCUAAGCAUCAGCAACAGAAUCGACCCUUCGCAAAAUUUGGCACUCUCCGGACUCUACAUGUCUGACGAUAUGCUUUGCACGCAGUGUGAAGCAGAAGGAUUUCGCAACAUUACCUACUUUCCUGACCGGCCGGAUAUUCUGAGCAAAUUUUCUGUCACAAUUGAAGCGUCUCAAAAAGAGUUUCCCAUUCUGCUCUCCAAUGGAGAACUGGUCGCUACGGAAAAGCUGCCUAGCGGCAGACAUUCGUCAACGUGGAUUGACCCUCAUCCAAAACCCUGCUAUCUCUUUGCACUGGUGGCCGGAAAACUGUCAGUUCUCCGAGACACAUUCGUCACCCGAUCAAACAAUCGUGUAAAACUUGAAUUCUAUACUUCGAGCAGUGAUCUGGAUCAAUGCAUGCAUGCCAUGAAUUGCCUCAAGCGAGCCAUGAAAUGGGAUGAAGAAGUCUAUGGCCGCGAAUACGAUAUGAAUCGAUACAUGAUCGUAGCGGUCGAUCAUUUCAAUAUGGGGGCAAUGGAAAACAAGGGGUUGAACAUCUUCAACUCAAAAUACGUUUUUGCCAAACCUGAUACCGCAACAGAUCAGGAUUUUCAUGCAGUGGAAAGUGUGAUCGCACACGAAUACUUUCACAACUGGUCAGGGAACAGGGUGACUCUUCGGGACUGGUUUCAGUUGAGUCUGAAAGAGGGUUUCACGAUCUACCGUGAUCAGCAGUUCAGUUCAGAUAUGGGUUCACCUGCAGUUCAGAGAAUUCACGACGUUAACAUGGUGAAACUUCAUCAGUUCCGUGAAGACGCGGGUCCUUCCAGACACCCGGUACAGCCUGACUCCUACCUGACGAUCGAUAAUUUUUACACAAUAACGGUCUACAACAAAGGAGCCGAGCUGAUUCGAAUGAUGCACCUCCUGCUCGGGGCGGACUCCUAUCGCGCCGGAACCGAUCUGUAUUUUGAGCGAUAUGACGGACUCGCAGCAACUGUGGAGAAUUUCGUCUCCGCAAUGGAAGAGGCAAGUGGAGUCAAUCUAGAGCAGUUCCGUCUGUGGUAUCGAGUUGGCGGCACUCCCAGAGUAUCGAUUCAACGACAAUACGAUUCGACACGCCGCACCUUCAUGCUGACCAUGGAACAGAAACCGCCGCAUUCAAGCGAAGAUUCCAGUUGGUCACCGAUGCAUGUUCCGAUUCAGAUAGCGCUACUCGACAAUGACGGUAAUCGAUUGCCUUUAAAACUGGAUUCCAACCAAAGCGCAACACAAGAUGAAAUACUUCUUGAACUGACCCAAAGCAGACAAACUUUCAAAUUUUUUGAUCUCGAAUCCAGCCCCACUCUGUCUCUCCUUCGAGGAUUUAGCGCACCGGUCCUGAUAGACGACCCGCAAGCGGAUCAAGAUCUCCAUUUCAUCAUGGCGCAUGAUGAUGAUGCUUAUUGUCGUUGGAAUGCCUGUCAGCAGGUCUUCAAACUCCAAGUGCAAAAACUUGUCGCCAACAUCCAGAACGGUCGGGAAACCGAUAUUGAAAGCGAGUUUCUUUCCUCUUUCAACGCAGUUCUGUCGAAUGCUGUCGAAGACCCGCAGUUCAAGGCACUACUGCUCGAACCUCCUUCAGAAAUUGCAAUUGCUCAGACUAUGGAGAUUGUCGAUCCGACUGCGAUUCAUAAUGCUCGGAAGAUAUUGGUAAGAAAACUUGCUGAACGAUACUAUGACCAACUCAUCGAACUCUAUCGAGCACUGAAUGGAGAUUGGGGAGAUUCGACAGACGCAGUUGGCAAGCGAAGUUUGCGAAAUCUGUGUCUCAACUACCUCAUUGAACUUGAUGAUUCUACAGUGCAGAAACUGGCACUACGCCAGUUUGAGUCCAGCAGCAACAUGACUGAUCUGGCGGCUGCACUGAGAGCACUGGUCAAUUCCAGCAGUCCUGCCAGAGAAUCAGUGCUUCAAAUGUUUUACGAUAGAUGGCGCAAUGAUUCAGGUGUCAUCGACAAGUGGUUCCGAAUUCAGGCUACGGCUGCCAGACCCGAUACUCUCAAGAAAGUUGUUGAUCUCUCUAAACACCAAUCGUUUAACAUUUACACGCCGAACCGCGUAUAUUCUUUGAUUGGUGCAUUCUGUCAUGCAAACCCAUACUGUUUUCACGCGAGGGAUGGAUCGGGUUACGACUUGCUGACCGAAUAUGUCCUCAGAAUUGACAAAGCCAAUUCACAAGCUGCCGCACAAUUGACAGAAGCUUUUACUGAAAUUCGCCGAUUUGAUCAGGAUAGGCAGGACGAAAUGCGCCAGAGAAUAGAGCAAAUUGCAGCGACACCAGGGAUUUCCGUCAACAUCUACGAAAUCGUUGACAGAAUACUGGCACCAUUCAAAAACUGA